AUGGGUGAGUCAAGCGACUCUGUGUCCAUUGACAUUGAUUUGAUACCUUUAGGAGGAAAGGAAUGCACAGUGAAAACAAGUAAAGGUUCUGUGUCUGUGCUUGUUUGUGGAGAUCAAGAAAAACCCGCUCUAAUAACCUAUCCGGAUGUCGCCCUCAAUUAUGUGUCUUGUUUCCAGGGUCUGUUGUUCUGCCCAGAUGCAGCAUCUUUGUUGCUUCAUAACUUCUGUAUUUAUCACAUUGACGCUCCCGGGCAUGAGUUGGGAGCUGAUAUCAUUUCUUCUGAUGAACCAUUGCUUUGCGUGGAUGACCUUGCUGACCAGAUUGCAGAAGUGCUAGAUUUCUUUGGGCUAAGGGAGGUUCUGUGCUUGGGUGUAACAGCUGGUGCUUACGUUCUCACUCUGUUUGCUAUGAAAUACAAAGAACGAGUGCUUGGAUUGAUUCUUGUUUCACCUGUUUGUAAAGCUCCUUCAUGGACUGAAUGGCUAUACAACAAGGUGCUGCUGAAUUUGUUAUACUUUUAUGGCAUGUGCGGUUUACUGAAGGAAUGUCUUCUGCAGCGUUACUUCAGUAAGGAACUUAGGGCCAGUGUUCAGGGAGCAGAAUCGGACAUUAUACUAACUUGCCGAAGGCUUCUAGAUGAAAGACAAAGUUUGAAUGUUAUGCGAUUUCUCCAAGCAAUUAAUGCAAGGCAUGACCUCACUGAGGGUCUGAAGGACCUGCAAUGUAAGACGCUUAUAUUUGCAGGAGAGAGUAGUCCAUUCCAUGCUGAAUCUGUGUACAUGAGCACAAAAAUGGACAACAGAAACUGCGCGCUUGUUGAGGUUCAGGCUUGUGGCUCAUUGGUAACAGAAGAGCACCCAAAUUCCAUGAUAACACCACUGGAGUGUUUCUUAAUGGGGUUUGGCUACCACAGACAUAUACACGUCGCUUCCUCGUCAAGCAAUGGAUCAAAUCCUGCAAGCCCCUCUAGUCAUUCAUGCAUAGCACCAGAACUCCUCUCCCCAGAGAGUUUAGGAAUUAAGCUCAAGCCCAUCAGAACCCGGGUUGAUGUUGAAAUCUAA
Sphenostylis stenocarpa is the source of this 1062-nucleotide messenger RNA. NCBI's taxonomy places the organism in Eukaryota, Viridiplantae, Streptophyta, Magnoliopsida, Fabales, Fabaceae. The record is from the annotation of a GenBank genome assembly.